AUGUCGCUGACAUCCUACGUGAGCGGCGCGCUCGGCGCCAUCGCGCGCCUGUCCUGGCUGCAGCUCUUCGGCCUCGGCGUGGCCGGCUUCCUCGGCUUCCUCGCCAGCCUCUACGUCUACCUGUACAUCUGCUCGGAGUGGGCUAUCUCGUACGGCAACCUCCCUGGCCCGGACCGCGACCACUGGCUUGUCGGCAACCUCAUCUACCUCGUCAAAAGGCAGCACCCGACGCCGGCGUACCGCGCCUGGGCGGACAAGUACGGCGCCACGGGCCGCGUGCACGGCUUCCUCGGCAGCAAACGCGUGUACACUGUCGACCCGGUCGCCAUCUCGCACAUCACACAGCACCCCGACCAGUGGCCCAAGUCGCAGGCGAUGAGCAUCAUGCUGCGCCGCAUGCUCGGAGACGGCCUCGUCACGGUCGAGGGGUACGACCACCGCCGGCAGAGGCGCCUGCUCAACCCUGCCUUCUCGCCCAAGGCGGUGCGGGAGAUGGCCCCCAUCUUCUACGACCGUGCUCUGGCGCUCCACCACAAGUUUACUGACAUGAUCGAGGACGGCGCGAGCAGCAGCCAACUGCUUGCCGACGGCGACCGCGAGAAGCUGCCCAAGGACGCUGGCGCGAUCGACGUCGGCGUGUACACUGAGCUCACGACGCUCGAUGUCAUCGGCCAGGCUGGGUUCGACUACGAGUUUGAGAGCCUCACGACCAAGAAAAAUGAGCUGCUGGACGCUUUUCACAGCGCGCUCAAGGUUAUGCAGAAGGGCGCGGCGCUGAGCCAGCUGCAGAACAGGUUCCCGAUCUUUGAUGCGCUGCCCACGCCCAUGACCAAGAGCGGCGCCAUCUCCAAGGCGACGAUGAACCGCGUCGGCGACGGCAUUGUCAACGACAAGACACGUAUCGUCAAGCAGAUCGGCAUCGACAAGGAGACGGAUCUCGGCACGUCCGACCUCCUCUCGCGCCUCAUCCACGCCAACCUUGACCCGGCUCUGACGGCGGGGCAGAAGAUGAGCCACGACGAGGUCCAGGCGCAGAUCGCCACUUUCCUCUUUGCAGGCUCAGAGACCACAGGCAUCGCACUCACAUGGGCGCUGUACCGCCUCGCGACCAACCCGGCCAUCCAGACGCGCCUGCGUAAGGAACUCCAGACAAUCAGCGACGACCAGCCCGACGUCGACACGCUCCACGCACUGCCGUACCUCGAGAAGUUUACCCGCGAGGUGCUCCGCAUGGACUCGCCGGUGCCUGUCGUCGCGCGCAUGUGCGUCGAGGACACGGUGCUGCCCCUAGGCACGCCGGUGCGCGGGCGCGACGGCACGCUCAUCGACAAGAUUGUGCUCAACAAGGGGACCGAGGUGGCACUGGCCCUCAACAGCGUCAACCGCGACCCAGCCAUCUGGGGUCCCGACGCCGAGGUGUUCAAUCCCGACCGGUACGACAACACUGCUAUCCCGACGGCGCAAGUCCCAGGCAUCUACGGAAACCUCAUGACUUUCCUCGGCGGCCCACGCAACUGCAUCGGCUGGCGCUUCGCCCUCGCCGAGUUCAAGAUCAUCCUGUUCGUUCUGGUCCGCUCGUUCUCGUUCGCCGAGCUGCCCUCCAAGCCGCCCAUCUCGACCGAGACUGUCCUGGGUAUCCUCCGCUCCCGCGUUAUUGGACAGGACGGUGUCGUCGUCCCGCUUGUCGUCAGGCCCGUCUCCUCGGAUGACUCAGCGUGACCCCCCGCCGCGGCCUCCUGAACGCGAAGUACACAGUCAGAAG
Messenger RNA from Vanrija pseudolonga, 1762 nucleotides. Its product is annotated as Docosahexaenoic acid omega-hydroxylase CYP4F3. The coding region runs from base 1 to 1719 and encodes 572 amino acids. The record is from RefSeq and is a predicted model, not a curated record. Gene Ontology annotation, molecular function: oxidoreductase activity, acting on paired donors, with incorporation or reduction of molecular oxygen; heme binding; iron ion binding. The transcript has 8 exons. Lineage: Eukaryota; Fungi; Basidiomycota; Tremellomycetes; Trichosporonales; Trichosporonaceae.